AUGCAAAUCAGAAUGGCUCAACCAUAUCUGCCAGCAGAGAAGUUUCUUUCGAGGAAGCAGGAGACGAUUCUGCUCGACGACGAUGUCGUCUACUGGAAACGAAUGCAGCAGCUCACAGUCUUCCAGGAGCCGUCCGUCGUCAGUUCCGUCAGAAUCUCUCCGAAGAAACCGUUCCACGUGGCAACAACGAGCAGUGUCCGGCUCACUCUCUAUGACACCGUCGUUUGUGAACCACUCAAUCUGUUCAGUCGGUUCAAAAAAGGUGUUUGUUCGAUUGACUUCCGUCACGAUGGACGCCUUCUCGGUGAGUUGCCCGAUGUGAAUGUUAGAUGUGAAAAUUGAGAUUCCUUCAGCAAUCGGAGGAGACGAAGGAAAAGUGCGCGUGUUCGACGUCGAGAAGACGACUGGAUCAAGCAAAGUAGCACUCCGUGUGAUGCAGGCUUCGCAGUCCACCGUCAAAAGUGUGCACUUUUCUGCUCGCGGAGACACUGUCUUCUCGCUGGCCGACGACGGAAAGAUCAAGCAGUUCCUCGUGGCGGACACUGCGUACGGAGUGAACGCAGUCCCGUUGGUUGACAUUCAGGCACACGAGGAUGCGAUCCGAUGCGGAGCAGUCUCUUCGAUCAACGAGAACAUGGUGCUGACUGGUGGAUACGAUCACAAAGUGCGGUUGUGGGAUAUCAGGAACAAGGAGAAGACGAUAGAGUUGGACUGUGAGCAUCCUGUUGAGUCGCUGCUCUUCCUGCCAGGAGAACAACUGAUUGCGACGGCCGCCGGUCCGAUUGUCAAGUAAAUAUUAAUAUGAAUCUCAAAUAUCUUACUGUUUCUUCAGAAUCUGGGACACGACGACCGGACGCCAAUUGACUGCUCUACAGGCCCACUACAAAACGGUGACGUCCCUCAGACUGGCAACUAACUCGACGUGUCUCCUGACGGCCGGAAUCGAUCGGAGAGUCAACGCGUUCCGAACGACCAACUACUCGCUCAUUCACUCGUGGGCAAUGCCCGCCCCGGUGCUUGACAUCGACGUCUCUCGGGACGAUCAGACGAUGGCCAUCGGAAUGGGAAAUCUGCUCGCUUUGCACAGACGGGCGGAGAUUAAGAAGGAAGUGACCGCGUCCGCUAUCAUCGAGGACAAACGAUCGGUGAUUCGGACGGCGGCGCCUCCAGUCAAUUUGGCCGAGAAAGGAAGAGACCCGCAGACGGUGGAGGUGGCGGCGAAGAAUGCGGACAAGCUCAAGAUCCCGAAGAUCGACGGAAUGCUUGCAAACUUCAAGCAUGCGGCAGUCAUCAGGAAUAUCUUUUCCGGAAAGUGUCGGUCUAAUUUCGACAGUGCCGUCGUCAGUUAUCUCCGAAUUAUCGUGAUGCGAGGAGCCAUUCACAGAGCUCUCGCCGGCCAGGAUUCGAUAGUUCAGAAGAACGUUCUCAAGUAAGACACAGAACAAAAGCGGAACUGGAAAUCAAAGCAACUUUCAGAUUCCUCAAUCAUAAUCUCUACAAGACGCAAUAUUUCUCUAUUCUCAAAGAAGUCGUAGCUGCAUUUUUCGGUAUCUGAAACAGACGGAAAAAGAGAAAUAAUAAGUUGUUUCAGAUGUUUACUCUUCGGAAAAAUUGGACAGAGAGGUGUUGAAGCAGGUGCACAGGCUGAAAGUGACCCUGUCCCGAGAGCUGGAAGUACAGAAAAUGGUCUGUUCGCUCAUCGGAUCCAUCGAUUUGAUUGUGGCGACAACGAAAAUGAAUGUGAGGACAUCGGAAGAUUUGGUAGAAGAGGACGACGUCUUCGGGGAGCCGACAAUCAAAACUAGGGAUUUGGAUGAACUGAGACCGUCCGAAGGGCCGAAAGCGGACGAAGAAGAAGGAGAGCCGGAGGCGAUGCAGACGAACUGA
Molecule: messenger RNA, 1887 nt
Organism: Caenorhabditis sp. 36 PRJEB53466
Lineage: Eukaryota; Metazoa; Nematoda; Chromadorea; Rhabditida; Rhabditidae
Source: the annotation of a GenBank genome assembly